AUGCGGCCCCCGCCUUUGCUCCUCCUAUGCGUGAGCCUCUAUGGCGUGGCCGCUAUCGAAUCUGGCUCGUGCAAACCCUUCUGCGAGAAGAAGACCGAGCCGUGGGAGUCGCUCUGCACCUGGAAUGGCUGCGACGGUUGCAGCGAAUGCUACGUCCAACCACCGCCUGCAAGCCCGCCACAAUGCCAGGGCUUCUGUGAAGCAAAGACGCAACCCUGGGACGCCCGGUGCAGCUGGACCGGCUGUGGCGGCUGCACUGAGUGCAUGCUUCCUCAGCCGGUGUGCAAGGCAUUCUGUGAGGACAAGACCCAGGCCUGGGAUACCAAGUGCACCUGGGGGGGCUGCAACGGCUGCUCCGAGUGCUCUCUCCCUGCGCCGGCGUGCAAGCCGUAUUGUGAGGACAAAACACAGGCCUGGGGUGACAAGUGCACCUGGCAGGGCUGCAACGGCUGCUCCGAGUGCGGCGCCGAGUCCGAGUGCAAGCCGUUUUGUGAGGACAAGACGCAGGCAUGGGAUGACAAGUGCACCUGGGAGGGCUGCAACGGCUGCUCCGAGUGCUCUCUCCCUGCGCCGGCGUGCAAGCCGUAUUGUGAGGACAAAACACAGGCCUGGGGUGACAAGUGCACCUGGCAGGGUUGCAACGGCUGCUCCGAGUGCGGCGCCGAGUCCGAGUGCAAGCCGUUUUGUGAGACCAAGACGCAACCAUGGUCGGCAAAGUGCUCAUGGAACGGCUGCUCGGCCUGCGGGGACGUGUGCAAUGCGUGCAAGCCCUACUGUGCGAUCAAGACGGACCCGUGGGAUAUGCUCUGCAGCUGGAACGGCUGCUCUAGCUGCACCGAGUGCUCCGAGGAAGCGGGGUUAGACGGCUCUGCGACCAUAAAUGGCACUGCGACCGUCAUCGUAACAGGGAGAUUCUACGCGGUGCAGUUUACGGGCGAUGUUGUCGAGGAGAGCGACCGCGUCGCGUGGGUGAGCCUGGAGUAUGCAGCCGAGCACAAGGGCAAGGAGUGCGAUGAAGCCUUCAACACUUCGGCCUUCUCAAUCACGAACAGCUUUGGCAACUCGGUCGAUGGCACGUGGGACGGCACCAUCCAGGAUCAUGGAGGCCUUGUCGAGAAGAGGGAGGAGCCUCCCGCGUCAGGAAACUUCGUGCUCCUCAGUGACUUGGUUUUGAUCAACUCGGGUCCGGACACUCGUGACGCGCUGGAGAUCCCCCUUGCGGAACACGAGCCUGCAGGGACAUAUCAGCUCUGCCGCUUGCCGUUCAACCCGAGCAGCGAGACGAAACGACGUCGUAAGCUGCAGUCGGACCAGCAAGGGAUCUUCUACCCAGACGUCAUUGCGGUGGUGUACCAUGACCUCAUCUUCACCGGCCUGGACAAGUGCGACUCCGGCAAUGCCGGUGCGGGCUCCUGA
Molecule: messenger RNA, 1416 nt
Organism: Emiliania huxleyi CCMP1516
Lineage: Eukaryota; Haptophyta; Isochrysidales; Noelaerhabdaceae
Exons: 3
Coding region: 1-1416 (471 amino acids)
Source: RefSeq, a predicted model, not a curated record